This is a messenger RNA of Chelonia mydas (Green sea turtle), 8647 nucleotides long. It is a transcript of the gene POMP, whose product is annotated as proteasome maturation protein. Gene Ontology annotation, biological process: proteasome assembly. Gene Ontology annotation, cellular component: cytoplasm; nucleus. NCBI's taxonomy places the organism in Eukaryota, Metazoa, Chordata, Testudines, Cheloniidae. The transcript has 6 exons. The coding region runs from base 7741 to 8166 and encodes 141 amino acids. The record is from RefSeq and is a predicted model, not a curated record.
CUAUAUCAAAUAUGAAUUAUUGACAAGUUAAAGGUAAUCUAUUAGAAGGCAAUAAAUCCCCCUGAACUAUUCGUCCUGCCUCUCAGCAUUUGAAUACUGGGAUUUUUUAAAACACUAGAUAUCACUUAGAGGAUCUGUCUAAUGAUAAACUGUUGAUUUUGCUCCAUUUCUUUUUAAAUAAUUUUGAUCCUGUCAGACAACAGCAUCUUUGCAAUGUUAUAUUAGUAUGUACUCAGUUAGCUUUGUGCAAGUCAACUUAUAUUGAUGAUUUACUGCAUUAUGCAGUAAUAUUUUUAAAAAACAAGGGGCUGGAGCUGUUUACAGCCCUGUCCUAGAAAUGCUGUUAUCUGACAAUCUUUGUCUCAAGAUCUUCCCAAUAAUCUGACAUAAACUGAAUAAGAAAUUUGCAUUGUAAAAAUGAAGUUUAACUGUACAUGCAUUCAGUGACUGUCUUUCAACCAAUUACUUGAAGAUGGAAGCCUGAUUUAAGAUGUUGAUAUAACAAAAAUAGUUACUUCAUUUCAAGAUACAGGUAGAUCUAGAUUCUAAAAAUUAGGAGGCACAGUAUAAAGGGUAAUAAAAUUACAAUAAAAGUUCAGAUGACUAAUAAUAAGGAAGUAUGAAUAAAACCAGCCUUGGAAAAUGUGUAGUCAUAGUUUCCCAGGAAAUAUAACACAACUAGAAUACUAAGUAAAUCAGUUUAUAAACAGAAACAUUUUAACAUCUAUCAGCACUCUUUAUGGUCAAAUUUGGCACAAAUCCUUCAUUAAAAAAAUUGAAACAAUUUUGCUCUACAAAAAUACUCUAUUAUACUACAGUCUUGAUUCAGCAAAGGGAUCCAUGCAGAUGGACUGCUGCUCAUGUGCAGAGUACCAUUAACUUCAACAAGGCACCAUACAGGUACUGGGCUCUGCUUACAGGCAGCGUAUUGUAGACUGUAGAGCUAAUUUAAUUACAUUCUGUGAGUCUGUUUGGUUUCAUCCAGCAAAUAUGAACUGUAGUUUCCAAUUAGAUAUGGGUCUUCAUUGCACAGUUCAGAUCCAGAUCCAAACUUGCCCAAAGGUCAGGGGUAUCUAUGGUUUUGGAACUUCAAGCCCCCCUCUACUUCCAGUGAAUACAAGCAGACGCUUAGUUACUUGUACAGUGCCGGUCACCAUGCCAUCUAGAGACAAAUUAUAAUGCUAAAACAUUAAGACGUAGAUUAUGGCUGGAUAACCAGCUAAGCAUCUAGCUCUUCUUUAAAAGAUACUGUAGAAAGUGAGCUGGUGGAAAUUUUUUUGUUGACACUAUUUUGCGGUAGAAAAAUAAGUUUCUCACUAAACAAAAGAUUUGUCGGAAAGUAUCUGCUUUCCCCUGGAUAAUGUAGACUUUUUGUUGGAAAACUGAAAAUCCCCAAACCAAUACUUUUUUUUGUUUCUGGCCAUGAAAACUUUUCAUUUUCCAUUUCCAAAUUUACAUUUUUCAUCAAAAAUCAAAGUUUUCCAUGGGAGAAUUUUUUUUUCCCCAACCAGUUGUAAGUAGAAAUUAGAGAUAGCCUGUAAUUACCAACCUGUUUAUGUGGAUAUGACUGUGACUCAGAGCAACCUCCGACUCCUCUAUCAUUGCUAGGUAUUUUGGCAGACUCAUUGGGGAUUUUUUCCUGCACAGUAGGAGGAAUGGGAAGUAACUGUUGCAUUCAAACACUGGAGCUGGAAUUACUAUAAAUUACUUUCAGGCUUCCUUUAGGAAGAUGCACUCACAGGAAACUCCCUUUUCAGGCUCACCUAUAGUUGGGCAUGGUUCCACGUCUGGGAGGCCCACAGACCAGCACUGAUUUAGAGAGAGGAUAUAAACAUCUUUUUAUGAGCUCACAGAGGGGCUAUGAUUUUGCUGCCAUUAUGAGUUAGUGCAACUGCUUGUAAAUACUGAGCUAGUGGAGUAUUUUUGUCCCUUAUAGGUGAAAACUGGAUGUGGAAAGCAUGGGACUUUGUUCCAGUAAAUAACAAGAUUUAUGUUGUCUCAAUAGUGCAAUACAACCUUGCAAUACGACCCCUUGAAAGGGACACACUGCACUUAUAUUUCCCUUAUUACUUUCUAUACUUUUGUCCUUUGCACAUGUUCUACUGGUUUUAUCUAUCUCUGACCUACAACUUUUUAUACAUUCACAUAAAGUUGGUACUAAUUGACCAAGUUACUUAAAACACCUCAUGUCCAUCUAACCUGUACCUAUACGGAACAAACAGCUCAUGCUGGCAGUCAUGAUAGAGGAUGAUAAAGAUUCAGCAUGUUUGACUCCUGAGCAACCCCUAGUGACUGGCUACAAAUGUUACUGCCUCCAGGUUUUUGCCUUCACAGCAGAACGGAAAACAGAAGCUUGCUGGAAAGAAGAGAAGGAAUGAGGGAUUACAUAGGUUAAGGACAACUGUACAGGGGACAGCUGCAAAUCAUCCUAGAAUUACACAGACACCAACAGGCUACAGAAUGAGUCACUACCUCAGGGAGGUGAGGGACCCCUUCUUAUGCACCUUACCUGACAUAUUAGACAAUGGAGAGUCCUUGUUCGACUAUCACCACCAAAACAGAGAAUAAGAAUGUUUUAACAGAAGGGAUGUUAUAUUUUCACUUGAAACCAGAUAGUGGCUAUAAACUAAACGCUCGGAAAUGUUUGGUGUUUGUUCCCCCAUUGUGAUCAUUAAUAACAUUUCACACCUCACUGAGAUGGGUUAUUUUUGUCAUUCAUCAAGUUCCUCACUGCAUUUGAACGAUUAGGAUAAGUGAAUUCAGCAUGGAGAAAAUCCCAAAAGCUGUAACAUAUGCUAACAAACAGGAAAAAAAAAUCAUCUGCUUUGGCAAUAUGUUGAGAUUCAAUUAUUUUUUUCACUGAAGCAGUAACUUUUUUUAAUAUACUUUCACCAGUUUCAGGAAAGGGUGGGUUAGAGUCAGGGGUUUCCUGAGCCUUUUCAGAACACAGUUUUAACGUAGCCGUGUGUUUAGAAGAGCCCCUAGAGAGUCUUGUUUUGGAACAUACUGACGCCUACACAUUAUCUUUGUUACAUUUUGCAGUUUUGUGUGAAAUUUAUUUUUAAUCUUUAUCAAAACAUGCCCAUGUUUAUCUUAAAUUCAGAAAAGGUUUAAUAAUUUAAAACAAAAUAACUUUUAAAAUAAUUAAAUUUACAAUGAAUACUGAAACAUAAAAGUCUAAAGCAAGUUAACAAGAAAGGACUUCUUAAAGAUCAAAGGAAAAGUGUUUAUUUUACUUGAUUAAAACAAAUAAAAAGUACUUUCACUUUAGCAGGUUCUAACUGGCUGUUGACAGAGACUAGUGGAAAAGAGUUGUUUCCCCAACAGAAUAAACGUUUUUUCCUAUAGAGGUUCACGUACUCAGAACAGACUGCUCACUGACAUUACAAAGGUAUUACAUUUUUAAAGAGGGAUGUUCAUUAUCAAAAUCAGAGAUUGUUGAUACAAAAGAAAGUUUUCUUGGCCAGUAUUUUUCUGAGUUCCUACUGCUAUUAUUAACUGGGACCUGCAGAGUAUUAAAAUGGUGUGUCUUCCCCCCACCCACCCCAUGAUGCAUAAAAAAGGCCUGAAGAAGGGAGAAGUAAAAACUGCAAUGGUAUAGUGCCAUUUAAGUUAAUGGAGCUACUCUGACUUACUGACCCAAGUUGAGGAUCUGGAGCAACGUGUUUUUCUGUUUAUUUUUUACAUCAGAAAUUCAGGUCUUGUCUAUCUUAGAAAAGUCUAUUGUGACUAGGAUCUAAUCCACCUCCCAGGAAGUCUGCGUAAAGACUCCUGUUGACUUAAUGGGAAAUGCACAGGCCACUAGUGAAAUGAUGACAUAAGAGCCAAGAGAGUGAAAGCCGCAUAAUUCAGAAUUAAUUUUUAGUCAGGCAAUUCAAAACUUUUUGUUUAUUGGGGUUUUAGUUUUGUUAACACCUAUUUAACCCCAAUGCCUAAUGGGUAUUUGAGACAAAGUAUGUCUUUUAAAAGAUUCAAAACCCUCAACAUUAAAAUAAGGUGUGAGAGCUCAUGAUAUACAGUAGAACCUCAAAGAUACGAACAUCAGAGUUACAGACUGACUGGUCAACCGGAUACCAUGUGAAACCAGAAGUAACCAAUCAGGCAGUAGCAGAGCCAAAAAAAUAAAAAGGAAAAUACUGUGCCUGUAUUGCGUCUUAAAGGUAGGUACAUCUGGGCUGUGCCCACUCCCACCUCCAUGUAUGGGGGCAGCCACCUACAGCAAGAUGCUGGGGCUGCCAGCCCAAGGUAGCCAGAGCCAGCAGAGCAGGAGCAGCACUUGGGGUCUAUGCCGCUUUCACACACACACUUCCGCCUGGAGGGGGACGGGCUGUUUUUUCUCUGUCUCUCUCACUCACUCAUCCCCCCUUUCCCUCCCCCCAGGAGGACAAGCUUGCAAACUCAUACCACCACUGAGUAGGGAGCUCAGCUGAUGCUGAAACCUGGCCUGGAGUGUCACCUGCUGGAUCUGGAGCCUGAAUGGUGCUUUGCUCAGUUACAAACAUUUCAGAGUUACGGACAACCUCCAUUGCUGAGGUGUCCAUAACUCUGAGGUUCUACUGUACAUCUCUGAAAUCCCAAAGACGUUUUUCAGCAAAAUCAGGGAGACAAGACUUGCCAUUCCUGGUAUUUCUUUAAAAAAAAAAAAGGGGGGGGGGAGGGGGUCAGAGGGAUGGAAACAAAGCCAUUUAAACAACAUUUCAGGGCUUUAUAUACAAAGAAGGAAAAAUGGGCAAACUUUUAUUCUUAAAAAAUUAUGUAGAUGUCACUUUUAAAAGCAAUGUGCCAAAUUCACCUCUGCUGUAACUUCACUAAAGCUACUGGAGUCACACUAGCUUUGUAUUUAUCUCACUGUGUCUGAGUAACAGGAGCUUUCACCAUCCAACUUGGCUUCCCAGGCCUGAUCCCAAGCCCUGAUCAUCUUGUCAGUUGCACAUGUGCAACUCCCACUGACUUUAAACGGAACUGCAUUUAUGCACCUAUAGUGACAAUCAGACCCUUGCCAUAGAACUGGAAGAGAUAUCACAAUCACCUAGCAUUAUAACUUUUACUACAGGAUCAACCGGGAAGAGAAGAUAGGCUGUGAGAAAAGCAAUCCUUGUUCAAAUUCAAAUUCACUUGGUAACGUGAUGAGAAAAAUAUCUGUGAUUUAUGUUUAUGUCUGGAAGUUUCCCCUAGUGUGAAAGUCUGUCUUUAAAGGAAAACCAGAUCUUUCUUGCAAUGUACAUUCUUUUAUGUUAUGCAGCCUAAACUAUGCAUUGCAAUGAUGUCAAUAAUGUACAUGGAGUGAUUGUAUCCUGUGUCCUGCAAAAGAUGACUUUGAAAGUUAGAUGUUUCAUCUUGACAGCCAUAUCCUGAUCAACAAACUCAAAGAGUCAAUAAAUAAAUAUAUUCAUUGAAAAAACUGGUCUCUGUGUAAGCUGCAGUUAAACAGGAACUUGACUUGUUUUUGUAUUCACAUCUAGUCUAUGAUAAUGCCCCAACACCAAAACAUUUGAGCACCACUUAAACUUACAAGGUAAAACUUGCUUUCCAUAAAAGAAAACAAAGAUACUGUCUACCACUCUCAUCCUUUUGAAGUCUGUGAUUUAAGUGCAAGUCUUAUUGAUACAAAUGUAGAAAGGGCCAAUACUUUGGUUUUGUAGAACUUUCUGAGUGGUGAUCUUUUACUGCUAGAGGAAAACCAAGAGACACGGGCACCAACUUUUCCAAGUGCCAGGGGGGUGCUCAACCCCCAGCUCUGCCCCAGGCCCCACCCCCACUCUACCCCUUCCUCCAAGACCCCAGCCUGCCUUUUCCUGUCCAGUUCCGCCCCUCCCCCGAGCACACCGCAUCCUUGCUCCUCUCCUCUCCCCCCCAGAGUGCCACGAAAAAGCUGAUCUGCGGGGCCCGCCAGUGGGUGGGAGGCGCUGGGGGGGAACUGAUGAGGGGGCUGCUGAUGGGUGCUCAGCACCCACCAUUUUUUCCCCCAUGGGUGCCCCAGCCCCAGAGCACCCAUGGAAUCGGCGCCUAUGCCAAGAAAAACUGACUGGCAUGAGUCUCUCAGGAAUUAAGGCUGUAGCAAAGUCUUUAUUUUUGUGUACUGUAUAACAACAAAAUAUAAAAAUAAUGUUCCCAGUAUAAAAUUGAUUUCGCACAUACACAUGACCUCCUUCAAGCUACACUCCGUGCACAUCAAAUUUCACACAUGAAGUCUGUAGCAAAAGAGCAAUUUUUGGUAAAACGUGAGGUGAAGUGGACAAAUUUCUGAACUUCAGUUCUUAGAAAAAAAAUCAAUAAUAUAGGUAUUGGAUAUUUACGUCUGGAGUUGUGGAGGAACAAAUGAAUGCAUACUUCAUUAACCUUCCAAAGAGCUGAUGGAUUUCAGAAAGUCUUCAUAAGUUAUUUAUGUCUUCUAUAGCAGGUAAAAAUCAAACAUAAAUUUGACACAGGUCUCUAUAGAUCACCAUAAAUUAUAAAUUGAUUAUAAAUACCAAGAAGACUGUUGCUGAGAGCCUCUUGACUGGCUGGCAGUUCCCUUCUCCACUCAAGAAGAGAAUAAUAGACAUAUGGAGCUGAAAGGGACCUUGAGAAGUCAUCAAAUCCAGCCCCAUGCGCUAAUAUGAGACCACUAAAACACCUGGCUGGGAUGGUCUAGGUUUCUCCAACCUAUUCUCAAAAACCUCUAAUGACAAGGAUUUUACAACCUCCCUUGGAAGCCUAUUCCAGAGCUUAACUACCAUUAUAGUCAGAAAGCUUUUCUUAAUAUGCAACAUAAGCCUCCCUUGCUGCAGACUGAUCCCAUUACAGUACCUCCUGUCCUACAUUCAGUGGACAUGGACAAUAACUGAUCCCUAAACUCUUCAUAACAGCCCUUAACAUGAGACUAUCAAGGUCACCCCUCCUCUGUCUUCUUUUCUCAAGGCUUCUUUUAACAUUUUCACAUAGGUCAGGAUUUCUAACCCUUUUAUCAUUUUGGUUACUCUCCUCUGGACAGGAGCAGCAGAGGUCCCUAGAAGUGGGGGCGGGGGAGGGGGGGGAAGAGAUGGGCACCAAUACCCAAACCAUGGCCCUGCCGCCCCUCCCCCCCGUUGCCCCCGAGGCCCCACCCCUCGCAUCGCCCCUUGUUCCGAGGCCCUGCCCCCCUGUUGCUCGCCCUUCCAGCUGGUAAAAAGCGGGAGGGGCCACGGCCCCUGCUCCCGCGCCACUGCCGCGGGACUCUCCAGUUUGCCCCCGCCUGGCCUCGGGGCUGGCUCUCCGCGCUGGACGCGCCCCGUGCUCCAGCUCAGGGCUCACCAGCACGAGGGACCGUUACCUGCCGCGUGACGUCAUGCGGACCCCACUCCUGCUAACGCACCCCGGACUCAUCCCGCCUUGGGGGUCCCCUCUGGCCGGCGCCUGGAAACAGCGGCCCGGGCCAACAGGUCCCAGCAACCUCCCCGCACAAAGCUGCGCCGGCGCCUGAGUCAGCGGCGUGGCCCCGAGGCCGGGCUCCCCACCCCGUGUCCAGCCCGCGCGGCUCUUCCCCGCGGUCGGACACGCUGCAAGGCCCGGCCCUGCGCCCCACGCGACCUGCCCCAGCUCGGGCACCUGAGGCAGCGCUACAAACCGCGCGCGCGCGCGCCCGCUCACGGCCUGGGCGGGCCCCGCCCUGCCUCGCCUCGCGGCGUUUCUUGCGUAUGACGCAAUAAGCUGCGCUGGGAGCGGAAGUGACGUCAUCACUGCAGGCGGAAGCAGGGGUGGCUUGUGCGUGAAGGGGACGAGAUGAAUUCCAGAGGAGUUGGAUCUCAGCUUAAGGACAGCAUCCCAAUUGCUGAAUUUUCAGCUAGUGGAGCAUUUGGAGGUCAUGAUAUUCUACGCAGAGGCUUUACAAGUGUGAAAAAUGAACUUUUGCCGAGCCAUCCUUUGGAACUGUCAGAAAAAAAUUUUCAGCUAAACCAAGAUAAAAUGAAUUUAUCGACUCUGAGAAAUAUUCAAGGACUCCAUGCACCUCUAAAGCUGCAAAUGGAAUUCAAAGCAGCAAAGCAGAUCCAGCGUCUUCCGUUUCUGCAUAGCUCAAAUAUAGCGCUGGAUACACUGAGAGGAAAUGAUGAAUGCAUUGGUUUUGAGGAUAUUCUUAAUGACCCAUCGCAGAGUGAAGUUAUGGGAGAACCACAUGUAAUGGUGGAAUACAAACUUGGUUUAUUGUAACACAAAUGUAGUCUGAACCUCCUGUUCAUGAAAACAUUUCUUGUAUGUGUCUUUAUACUAUACUACAGGUUCAGUGUACAAUAUUCAUAUUACAUUGAUACAAUGUUUUUGUUAACUUACCCACAGGAGAGCUGUUGCCUUACUUGAUGAAUAGGCACAUUAAAUGUUUAAAGUCUAUUAUGAUUUGUUCUCUGCUUGCUGUCACUAUAAAUGUCCUAGAACUAGGUAUUUUAAAACUGUACAAGACUCUUCAUAUAUUGCUCAGGACAAUAGCUGCUUAGUUUUUGAAAUAUUAUACAUAUACUACAAGAGUUCAGAAAUGCAUGUGAAUUUUAAAAUUGAUUACUCAGUAAAUGUAGGGAAUGCAUGUUCUUGCAAAAGAACUUUUUGAAUAUAAAACAGGCAUUUUCCACUGAAUCACUUUUUGUUCUUGAAAUCUUUUAAACAAAUAAAUUGCUAUAAAUGCUGUGGUUUCUAAAAA